Messenger RNA from Suillus bovinus, 1611 nucleotides. RefSeq lists its product as uncharacterized. The record is from RefSeq and is a predicted model, not a curated record. Bases 287 to 1306 code for a protein of 339 amino acids. The transcript has 4 exons. NCBI's taxonomy places the organism in Eukaryota, Fungi, Basidiomycota, Agaricomycetes, Boletales, Suillaceae.
CGUUUUAAUAUUCUCACAGAAUUUUAGGGAAGUAACCAGGUAUGUAAGUCUUCUAUUGAUGCACGGGGCAAAGAGGGCGUCAAGAUUACUUUCAGUCGAUCAUCUAUAAGAUAUGCAUUCCUCACCUCCGCCCUCAUUUUUAUUCCUUCCUCUCGGUCAUCGGAUCCACGCGUGUGCGGGCAUACAACAAUUUAGCCAUCGACCUUAGACUAGACUUUAUUACCACAACCCCUUUCAUUCCAACUCACUCUUUAACACUGUCGUAGAAGUUUUACUAUUACUCUAGAUGGACAACGGUCUCAUGAAAAGUAGUCCAGCUUCGGGCGUUCCGAACAAGUUAUCCAUCUCGUUCGACUUCGGUAGCACCAACACCUCUGCAGACACCAGUGGCAAACAAUGGUCCCCUGACGUCCCACCAAAUUCAGCAUUGACAUUUGCAGCGGUAUGGGACCCAGAUGAUGGGAUGGUGACAUAUUCCGGAACACACCUACUCGAUUCAAGCGACGGAUACGAGAGUUCAUCAGGAGCUAUUACUCCUCCUGACGUUUCGGACGAUGAUUUUUCUCAAGCUGUCUCAGUUGAUCACGACGGAUAUACUACAUCGGAAGAGAAUACCGCAGCGACUACUGGAACGUUCCAAGAUUCAUUCAAAGCCUUCCUCCAUCGUGUUCCGCGGAGUUCGAAGUUUUGCAAACAACAUAAGCGCUCCAAUACGGUGGCAUCCUCGACGCUGGACGGACUAGACGUAUACUCGCGAGGUCCUAUUGUACGGCCAUCACGCCGGUACCCAUCUUUUGAUAAGCUCAAUGCAGACAAGGCGCAGGCUGACGUCUCAUUGGAGUCAGAUCUUGUGUCAGAUGAAGGUUUCUUUGAAAACAUACCAGUCAUUGCAAAACACGCAGAAUUGAAGUCACACUGGUCCGUUACGACUACGUCGACGUCUGCCUAUGUCGAUGUCCCACGCGUGGAAGAAAAGGUUUCUGAGAGUCGUAUACCUCACCCGCUAUGGAUAGCAGACACGUACCAGCCGACUUUUAACCUCGCCACUCCCCCAAAUAGUCCGCGACGACGCUUGAAAAAACGUCGCCCUAGUGAUUGUCAAACUCCAGUUUCUCCAAUUUCAUAUAGCAGCAGUUCAGGUUCGACAAGCCCAAUUUCUGCUAGCCUUUUCUCCACCCCGACAUCGCCUUCGCGUAGCCUCAAGUCCAAAAAAUCUCGUCGUUUUACAAGAGAGCCGGCUGACGACAGCUGGGUCUCUAUUGAAAUAACUCCGUUCAUUACCCAACAGGUCGUCGAGGAGACGUGAUGUCUUCGGUGCCCUUCUUGGCGCUUCUGUGGCCUGGUUUCGAUGUGUUGUACACACCAUUUUGCGCUUCCCCCUCCUUUUAAAGUAUUGCCCUUCCUUUUGUUAAGUAUCAAUAUGCGCUGCAAGCAGUUGCUAGUCUACACUCACUUUUACUUUAAUUAAAUUUGUUGACACAUAUUUUACGCCUUACAGGCGCUUUUCAUUCAUACUAGUGCCAGUGAGACGGCGUCUCGCAUAGGUGUUGACUCACCGCGUUUAGAUAUGUAUGAUUUAUACAAAAAGGCCUCACCACCGAUGGUAUAUAU